Molecule: messenger RNA, 955 nt
Organism: Amorphotheca resinae ATCC 22711
Lineage: Eukaryota; Fungi; Ascomycota; Leotiomycetes; Helotiales; Amorphothecaceae
Exons: 2
Coding region: 150-830 (226 amino acids)
Source: RefSeq, a predicted model, not a curated record
UCUCACUAUGUGGACACUUCAGCCUAGAUGACCGGGAGGGCGCAGGUGCGGGGCAGGAAAAUUCCCGAGAAACAAAGCCAUUACCCCUUUCUACAGACUACAAAUACCAGAAUAUUUCAUCCCCAGAAAGCGGCGCUCUUCUCAGCCCCAUGCAGUCGGUGAUGGACGAAGGUUCUGUAAACAUCUCUACCGAGGUAUCAGACCGCGUCAGGACAAUGGAAAUGAAGAUAGAUACGGCUUUGGGAACGUCGAUCAUACCUUUGCCUUGCGUCAUUAUUACGCGCCAUAUGACCGAGGGCGCCUCAACCUCCAACAGUGCAGACCCCAUGACGCGAUCUUGUCUUGCAGACAGAGCCAGCGAUGAGGAGGCAGAUAAGAAUUUUCGACCUGAAACAUCCUUAACUGAAAGCAUUGAUAAAAAUGCGAGGAGUGAUGCUGAGACAUCGGCGACGGCUACGGAACCUCUUGACCAAGAUGUUGAGGUUUCGGCCUCAAAAGAUGGAAAGGCUGCCCGUAUUGAGACAGGUAGUGGCGAGCACAAUGGAAUGAUACAACAGUUCCACGAACGAGCUUCCUCAUCUGACCAUGAAUACACCAUUGAGCAGUUCCUAGGAGAUGAUGAAGGUGCUCAGACACACAAUGUGCCUCAAGACGAUCUGCGCAGCCCAGGUCGGGACAGAGAUAUUAGUGUCGAUGUAGCAACUGAAACAAGUUCAGAAACCUCCGGCCAUUCAGACUAUGAAAUCGAGGCUGCCCCAGAAUACUAUUGUGUCGUCCGAAAUGGCCGCAAAAACCACUAUAUAAUGCGCCAUGACAAAAGUGUACCAUAGUGGAAGAACCUCACUUCUCUACCAGACUUGGAAUAUCGUGGGGUGAGGUACAAAGUUGGAGACGUCGUAUACAUUUUGCUCUAGGACGAUACUGAAGAUUCUUUUGCCAAGAUACGUGAGAUCCG